This is a messenger RNA of Coregonus sp. 'balchen', 11030 nucleotides long. Lineage: Eukaryota; Metazoa; Chordata; Actinopteri; Salmoniformes; Salmonidae. The record is from the annotation of a GenBank genome assembly.
AUGCAGUUGUUCUUCCCCUCCUGUCCUGUAGGUGUCAGUGUCCAACAGCAGGGCAGUGUGGUGGAGCAGCAUAACACCCUCUCCGACGAGAGGAAGUUCAUGCUGAACAUGCUGUACGCCAAGAACUCCUCAGCCGGUCCCCUGAAGAGCCCGUCAGGCAUCGACCCUGACCCCAACCUCGACCCCGAGGACAGCCUCUCCGGAGAGGCAGAGGACCGCAGAGGGCUGGGCAGGGCUGGUAGCAUUCUGAAGGAACGUCUAUCCAGCCUCAAGGUAGGAAUGAAUUAGUGUAGUUAAAAAAUAAUAAAUAAUAAACGUUCUGACUUUAUUGAACAGAUAGAGAGAGGAUGACAGUGGGGAAAGAUAUCGAGAGGUUGUGUCAACGUUGCCUGGCUACCUAAACUCCUUGCUUGGACAAAUGCUAGGCCACGCCCACAGACGUUAGAUUCUUCUCCGCAAUGAGACUGGAUCUGAGUUCCAAUUUCUAGAACGUGAACACAUUCUAACUGUUCUGAUUGGUCCCAGAAACCAAUGGGUUUGGGCCAGAGCCAGAACACACGUGGGUAAAGCAGCGUUUAAAACAUUUUUUUGUCAUUGGCUUUGAUCCUUUGAUUGGUUAGAGAUCGCUGAUCCAAUCGCUGAUGACUAUUGUUUUGUACAACACCCCUCAUUUUGACGUCACCCCAAACGACUUCAACGACGGCCGUCUCAGACUGAAGUAGGUAGCGAACACACAGCAGCGGAACAAUUCAGUUUGAAUCGUGUAGCUCAGUUGGUAGAGCAUGGCGCUUGCAACGCCAGGGUUGUGGGUUCGAUUCCCACGGGGGGCCAGUAUGAAAAAGUAUGAAAAUGUAUGCACUCACUUAACUGUAAGUCGCUCUGGAUAAGAGCGUCUGCUAAAUGACUAAAAAUGUAAAAUGAGUCAUCAGGCAAGUGUCAAGGGGCAGUAGGCCAGAUUCAAACCUAGAUAGUUUGUGUGUAUGUAUUGAUAUGUAGGCUACGUGUGCCUUUUUUAAACAUUUUUAUGUAGUUCUGUCCUUGAGCUUUUCUUGUCUAUUAAUGUUCUGUAUUAUGUCAUGUUUCAUGUUUUGUGUGGACCCCAGGAAGAGUAGCUGCUGCUUUUGCAACAUCUAAUGGUGAUCCUAAUAAAAUGCCAAAAAUACCAAAAUACCGACUAGACAUGAGGCCUGAAACUGUGCCUUAGACAGCUAGACCUUUUUUUAGAAGUCUUUCAGAAUCCAUUAGUUGAUGGGUGCUAGGGCCGAUUAAUCGAAGUGAUCUAUAGCAGAGUUAAAGAGCUGAACACAUGCUAAGGGAUGUCCUUGUCCCAUCGCACUCUAGCGACUCCUUGUGGCGGGCCGGGUGCGUGCACGCUGACUUCGGUCGCCAGCUGGACGGUGUUUCCUCCGACACGUUGGUGCGGCUGGCUUCCGGGUUAAGCGAGCAGUGUGUCAAGAAGCAGUGCGGCUUGGCAGGGUUGUGUUUCGGAGGACACAUGGCUCUCUGCCUUCACCUCUCCCGAGUCCGUAGGGGAGUUGCAGCGACGGGACAAGACUGUAACUACCAAUUUAGAUAUCACGAAAUUGGGGAGAAAAAGGGGUCAAAAGUUAUUAAUUUUUUUAAAGAGCUGAACACAUGCUAACUGAUCUACAGCAGGGGGGAAAGCUGAAUUAAAAAAACAGCAUUGUGUUUAUUUUAAUUUAAACACGUCUGUCACGCUUUGGAAAACAUCACUCAAAUUUUUCAGUCUUCGAUUCCCACAUUUUCAAAUCGAUACGGAUAGCCUUGAUCGACUGAUUGAUUCCUGGAUGAAUCUAACUGAUCCUUUCCUCCAGGCCCACCAGGCCCAGCCUCUACCCAGCGAGGACAGCAGCUCCAGGAGGGCAGAGCUGGAGGGUCUGGGUGGCAGUGCCCAGGCGGCGCGGGCCAGGCUGGCAGAGGAGCAGCACCGGCGUGUCCGGCCGCAGUACAGCAUCGACGCGGAGACCCACGCCCGCAGCCUGGAGAACACCCAGAUGACCCCUCUGGCCAGGGACCGACAGACCGAUGCCUGGGACCAGCUCCAACCCAGCUCCAGAGCCCUGAAGAUUAAAGACCUGGACUUCUCUGACCUGAUGGAGGAGGAGGAUAUAGACGUUCUGGACGUGGACGUCUACGACGUGGGGGUUGGUCGGCCUGGUGGUGGAAUCCCACCUCCUCCUCCACCCAUGCCUGGACUAGGCUCCGCCCCUCCUCCUCCUCCUCCUCCUCCUCCCCCCGGGGCUCCAGGUAUGAGUCCCCCCCUCCUCCACCACCACCUCCGCCUCCUCCUGGAGCUCCCCCUCCUCCCCCUUCCUCCUCCUCCUCCUCCUCCCAGGCUCCAGACCUGGCCUUUGCCAAGAAGAGGAAGACGGUCAAGUUGUUCUGGAAGGAACUCAAACAGUCAGACAGUCCCAGGAAGUGUAAAUUCGGACGCGGGACAGUGUGGGCGUCGCUGGAUAAGGUUACCGUGGAUACGGCCAAGUUGGAACACCUGUUUGAGUCCAAGGCCAAGGAGCUGCCCGUGGCUCUAAAGGUGAGGCGUUACAUCAACUCAGAAAUCAAAAGAUCAGAUUUCCACGUGUUUUUUGUUGCUGUUUACGGCAUUAAGGAAAAUAUCAGAUAUGCCAAAUAAUUUGCCUAAAGAAUCUAAAUUGGACUGCCUGUGUAAACUAUAGGUCUAAAACUGUCUCCAGUACUGUAAAGCAGGAAUGAAGUCAAAGCAAAUACUAACUGUAAUCUCUGUUGGUUAAUUGUAAACCUUUCUGUGUUGUUUGUCCGUGCAGAAAGGGGCAGAAGUGAAGAAGGCGGAGAUACUGGUGUUAGAUUCUAAGAGAAGUAACGCCAUUAACAUCGGCAUGACUGUGCUGCCAGCUGUCCACAUCAUCAAGACCGCCAUCCUCAACUUUGACGAGUUUGCCAUCAACAAGGAGGGCAUAGAGGUAAUACCGCCUUUCUACCACUAGAUGGUGCUGUUACACCAGGGUCAGUGUACUCAGACAUAGAACGUCAGUGACCUAUGAAGUGUUAUGGAGGAGAACUACAUUAUUCCUCUAGUGUAGUUUUAAUUCAUGUUUACUGUCAACGACUACAUGUGUACCUGAAAAUCUCUGUCAACAAACCACCUUUUUAAAUAACAAAAACAUACAUCAAUGUCUACCACUCACACUUUCCUUUUUUAAAAUUUUUUAGUCAUUUAGCAGACGCUCUUAUCCAGAGCGACUUACAGGAGCAAUUAGAAUUAAGUGCCUUGCUCAAGGGGCACAUCGACAGAUUUUUCACCUAGUCGGCUCGGGGAUUAGAACCAGCGACCUUUCGGUUACUGGCACAACGCUCUUUAACCACUAAGCUACCUGCCGCCCCCAGUCAGUCCUCUGAUUUCCUUUCUCUGUGGUCCAAAUCCAUGCCUCUCCUCCUCUAACCCCAGUCGUCUGUUCUCUCGUAGAAAAUCCUGACGAUGACUCCUAGUGAGGAAGAGAAGCAGAAGAUCCAGGAGGCUCAGCUGGCCAACCCAGACGUCCCCCUGGGCUCGGCGGAACAGUUCCUCCUCACCCUGUCGUCCAUCAGCGGCCUCACCGCUCGACUACAGCUCUGGGCCUUCAAACUCAACUAUGAAACCCUGGAGAAGGUAGGAUCGGGGGGUCCCGUACCCCUAAAGCAUCUAGUCUGUCCUGCUCUCGUUAUGUCCUCGUGCUUCCUGCAGAAAAACACGUCUGGGCCCAGGCGAGUGGUCUGCUUAAGUCUCUACGCAGCUGGACGUCAUCUUAAAGCUCUUCCAGUCAUCUGUCGUCAUGUGCUGUAGGAACCGUGGGGAUCCAAAGCCUCACCAGCAGAGCAGCGCUGGUCGGUGUUGUCAGACGGGCAGCUCAACAACAGCAGAAUAUUCCCCUCAUGGUUAUGAGAUGGGGAGGGAGAAUAUCAACAGCCUCCUGGUUAUGGAUGGGAUGGGGAGGGAGAAUAUCAACAGCCUCAUGGUUAUGAGAUGAGAUGGGGAGGGAGAAUAUCAACAGUUUGUCCAGGAUAGGCAGAUUCCGUUCUCUCUGUAUUUCUGUUAUCACCUCUGAAUCUCUGUCAAUUACACAUCGUUGGUAUCUCUGUCUAUAGCAAGCACCCCACACACACACACACGCACACACGCACACAUAUACACACACGCACACACACACACGCACACGCACACGCACACACACUCUGCUCACAGUCUCUGCAGCACUAGUGUAGUGGACUGUGAAUCCUCACUGACUGCCUAGCCUGUUUUAGCCUGUUUUAGCCUGUUUUAGCCUGUGUUAGCCUGUGUUAGCCUGUUUUAGCCUGUGUUAGCCUGUGUUAGCCUGUGUUAGCCUGUUUUAGCCUGUUUUAGCCUGUUUAAGCCUGUGUUAGCCUGUGUUAGCCUGUGUUAGCCUGUGUUAGCCUGUUUUAGCCUGUUUUAGCCUGUGUUAGCCUGUUUUAGCCUGUGUUAGCCUGUGUUAGCCUGUGUUAGCCUGUUUUAGCCUGUUUUAGCCUGUUUUAGCCUGUUUGAUGCAGUUUGUUUUCCCUAAAGGUUCUUCAUCUCUUCUCUUGGUCCCUGUGCAGGAGAUAGCAGAGCCUCUUUUCGACCUAAAACUAGGUAUGGAGCAGCUCGCCAAAAACAAAACCUUUAAGCGCAUCCUAGCAACGCUUUUGGCCAUUGGAAACUUCCUCAACAGCACCAGUGUAAGUGUGUUCUUCCUGGCUGUGUCCCAAACGGCACCCUAUCCCCUAUAUAGUGCACUACUUUGGACCAGGGCCCAGGCCUAUAUAGGGCAUAAGGUUCCAUUUGGGAUGCAGCCACUGUAUCGGUCAACAACGUAAAAAGCUCACCUCAAGCGAUUUGUUGUUGUUCAUUUUUUUUGUGUGGAAUUUAAUAAAGUAAUCAUUUAAUACGGUUGAAAUGUUUCCAAAUGAGAUGCGCUGAAAUGAAAGCAACUUCUGAGAAUGAACACUCCGAUUAUAGUGAUAUUAUGUCUGAUCUCACAAACAAUGUAAAGCAUGUUUAGAUAGGUGGAAUCUAGAGCCAAGCGUGGAGAUGUUUUAUCCGAGGGUAUCCUGCUAGUGACACGCUUGUUGAAUUAUGCAAGAGAACGUGACACCAACAGUAAUUAAUGAGGCAGUCUAGACAGCGCAGGUGAGCGCAGGUGGGGUAGACAGAGCACGUGUUUGGUAGUUUGCAGCACUGUUCCACCACUUUAUGUUAAUGGUUUUUUAAAUAUAUGCAAAUCAAAUACACCAGGUGUAUUUAUGCAAAUGAGGCACAAAUAAUGUUCUUUAUUUCAACACAAAAUAUAGACAAAUAUACCUGAUACAGUAAGGAAAUGUAUAUAUGAGUGCAUUCAAAAAAAUCAUAAUUAUAUUUGACAAUAAAUUCAAUACCUCAAUUCCCACCAAAACCCCUCAACUCCAUUCAGUAUUUGUCUGUGGCAGUAAAAUGUUUUAUGUGCUAUAAUUCAGUCAAUAUCUGUUUGGAUUAUCAACGUUCUAAAAGUUUUGGAGAAUCUUCAUCCAACUGUUGCAUUUAUUAGAAUUGUUUUUCUAAACUUUUAACAAUUUCAAUGACUGCUGCUAAAGGGAUUAGAGAGAUUGAACCACAGCAAAAGCUAACACACAAACAACAUGCGAAAGCUUAAAUGCAUGCCUGGUACAAACCACCUGCCUUAGGGCUUUACGAUGACCUGUAGGAGUUAGUUAAGCUGAUUAGAAGAUGUUUAUCCUGAAGCGGGAAGGAGGAAAUGGUUCAGGAGGGUAUGUUUACUGUUUAUUGUUAGAUAGAGAGUGAUCGCUGUAGAUUUGAGUCUAAUAGUUUACCGCUGACUGUCUUAUCUCCUGUCUGUUGGUGCUAUAUCUUCUGAUAUUUUAUGAAUAUGUAUCUAUAUGUGAUUUAUGAAAAAGAUAUAAUAAAUAGGGAAAAAGAAAGUAAGCUCAGGUGAAAAAAAACAAAGAGCAGAGCUAGGAGCAGCGGGGAAAAUCCACAAAAGACGGCGUAGGGACAAAAGAAAAGCUAGAAAGACACGGGGACAACCCCCCGAAAGACGCAGGCGACAGAAUCCAUCUGUUGUCGAAGAAACACCCCCAGAUAUCCGGAAUGAAACCGUCAUCUAUACACGCACUAUCCAGAUAUCCCUCAAACACUUCCGCUCACUGAACCAAGCAUUGCCGGACCAACUUCCCCCUCAUCUCUAUCCUCUCGUCCCCCCUCCUCUUCCUCUUCGCUGUCCGUCUCCUCUCCCUCUCUCCUCUCUGCUCAGUGUCACUGUGUACCCAGCGCAAACUCUCACUCCCUCACUCUUUCUUCUCCCCGCCUCCCCCUCUUCUCCUCUCUCCUGUAUCUUACCUUUCCGUUCCUUUCUCUCUCGUCCCCCCCAUGAUUAGUUUCUAUUUAGCUUUGUCUUUUGAGCUAAAGGUUGACUAACUUUUGGAGAAUGGUGACUGAGGUGAAGGUACGGUCCACAGACAGUUCUGCUCCAAACUACACCUGUAACUAUUUGUAGACAACUACAAGACACCCAGGACGUCUAUCUGAGACCCCGCCAUCACACGCUCUUAAAGAAAAAAAUCCCAUAGGUCCCUGUAUCUGGGGGAAAAAACCCGUCACAAAUAGGGGGCACCAUAAAAAUGAAAAUUCUCUGCCCCCGCCCACCCUGAUUUUUUAAAUAUAUUUUUUAUUUUAGUUUAAUUAAAAAAAGGCUUAUUGGGUAAUUUUUGGAAAAAAGCCUUAACCUAUUUUUGGUUUUUGGGAAAAAAUUUUUUUAGAAAAGUCUAAAAACCCACAAAGGAUCUUUUUUUCUAAAUCCCCCAUGGGGGUUUUUUAAAAGAACCCAAUGGACGCUAUCAAAUGAUACCCCCCCCAAAGGAUUUGUUCUAUCAUAAUGUACCCACAAUGGAUCGUUUUUGCAUAAUAUAACCCCCAAGGAAACUGUUGUUUUUGUUAAAAAGGGAAAAUCGUUUUUCUUUUUCAAAAAACAAAAAAAACCCCAAAAAAAAAAAAAAAGGGGGGGGGUCUGGGGGGGAGAAAAUGGGGGGGGGCCCAAAAAAAGGACUCUAUUUUUCCCCAAAAAAAGUUUUUUUUCUUUUUCCCCCCUUUUUCCCUUUCUUUUUUUCCCCUUUUUCUUUUUUUAAAACCCUUCUCCCUUCCCCUUUUUUCUUUUCUGCUUCUUUUUCUUCUUUUUCUGUUUCUGUCUCUGUCUUUUUUUGUUUUUUUCCUUCUUCUUCUGUCUUUUUCUUUUUCUGUCCUCUCUCCCGUUUCCCUCUGUCCCUUUUUUCUGUCUUUCUCUUUUGGUUUGGGGGUUUGUCUCUGUCUCGUCUCUCUCUUUUUCUCUUUUCUUCUCUUCUCUUUCCCCUUUUCUUCUCUCUUGUUUUUCUACCACUCCCUCUCCCCCCCCCCCCCUCUCUCUCUCAAGGUGGGUUUUGAGAGCUUCUUUCCCUGGGUUUCCCUUUCGCUUUUUGGGCUUGGGGUUUUUUUCACCGGGCCAAAAUCUCCAAAACCCUCAGUUCCUUGCUUCUGUUUCCCCCUUCUCCUGGGGGUUCCCGCAUCUCCGUUUUCCCCCCCGCGGGACGGCCCCCCGGCGACCCCCGACCCCGCCCACAACCCCGGGGAAGGGCCCGGCGCGCCCGGCAUUUUGCCCGGAAAGAGGCGGCGCCGCGCCGCGCGCGCGCGCGCGCGGCCCCAAACCGCCGCCGGGGGACAAACCAACCAAAACCCCCCCCCGGCCCGCCCCGAACCCGGCCCCGCCGCGCUUUUCCCUUUUCCCCAUCUCUCUCUCUCUCUUUUUCUCUUUUCUCUCUCGGGCUUCUCUUCUUGUUCUGUUUUUUGUCUUUUCUUCUUUUUCCUUGCUUCUUUUUCUCUUCUCCCUCUCUUCUUUUUCUCUCCCCUUUCCCUUCUUUUUCUCUCUCUCUCUGUGUCUCUGUCUCUCUCUCUCUCUGUCUCUCUCAGGUUCCAUUCCUUCCUGCUGUACCUAGGUCAGCCAUCCUACUCUGUUCGGGACACUAAGGUGACCCACUUUUGUAUGAUUAUCAGUGAGUUUUCUCUGGAGUACCGGACCACCAGGGAGAGGGUCCUGACCCAGAAACACAAGCGGGCCACCCACAGGGAACGCACCAAGACCAGGGGAAAGAUGAUCACUGAGGUGGGUCUGGGGCUAGGGGCUAGGCUAGGUCUGGGGCUAGGGCUAGGUAGGGCUAGGUCUGGGGCUAGGGCUAGGCUAGGUCUGGGACUAGGGUAUAGGGCUAGGUCUGGGGACUAGGGUAUAGGGCUAGGUCUGGGUGUAGGGCUAGGUCUGGGGCUAGGGUAUAGGCUAGGUCUGGGUGUAGGGUGGGCUAGGUCUGGGUGUAGGGCUAGGUCUGGGGACUAGGGUUUUAGGGCUAGGUCUGGGCUAGGGUGUAGGGCUAGGUCUGGGUGGUUAGGGCUAGGUCUGGGGCUAGGGUGUAGGGCUAGGCUAGGUCUGGGUUAUAGGCUAGGUCUGGGGCUAGGGUAUAGAGCUAGGUCUGGGUGUAGGGCUAGGUCUGGGGCUAGGGUAUAGAGCUAGGUCUGGGUAGGGUAUAGGGCUAGGUCUGGGGCUAGGGUGUAGGGCUAGGUCUGGGACUAGGGUGUAGGGCUAGGUCUGGGACUAGGAUGUAGGGCUAGGUCUGGGGCUAGGGUAUAGGGCUAGGUCUGGGCUAGGGUAUAGGUCUAGGUCUGGGGCUAGGGUAUAGAGCUAGGUCUGGGGGUAGGGCUAGGUCUUGGGGUAGGGAUAGGAGAUAGGUCUAGGUGGGGUAGGGUAUAGAGCUAGGUCUGGGUGUAGGGCUAGGUCUGGGGCUAGGGUAUAGAGCUAGGGUUGGUGGUAUGGGCUGAGGUGGGGUUAUGGGUAGGGUAGGGCUGGGUGUGGGGCUGGGGAUAGGGCUGAGGGCUGGGUGUGAGGGCUGGGGAUAGGGCUGAGGGCUAGGUGGGGUGGAUAGGGCUGAGGCUGGGGGUGAGGGGACUAGGGAUAGGGCUAGGCUGUGUAGUUGCUAGGUUGGGUGGUAGGGCUAGGUUGGUAGGCUGGAUAGGGCUGAGGGCUGGGGUGUUAGGUCUGGGGAUAGGCGAUGAGUGGGGGUGGGCUGGGGAGGUAGGGUGGUGUGGGGCUGGGGGUAGGGCUGAGGGGGGGUGUGGGGACUGGUAGGCGAAGGUUGGUAGGUUGGCGGAUGGGUCAUAGGGCAGGGGUGUAGGUCUGGGGAUAGGGCUGAGGGCUGGGGUUGUAGGUCUGGGGAUAGGGCUGAGGGUGGGGUUGGGGCUGGGGAUAGGGCUGAGGGCUGGGUUGUGUGGGUGGGGAUAGGGCUGAGGCUAGGGGUGGGGCUGGGGAUAGGGCGAGGGUGGGGGGGUGGUGGGGCUGGGGAUAGGGUAGGUCUGGGGUGGUAUAGGCUAGGUCAGUGGGGAUAGGCUGAGGGCUGGGGUUGUGGGCUGGGAUAGGGCUGAGGGCUGGGGUGGGGGCUGGGGAUAGGGCUGAGGGCUGGGGAUGUGGCUGGGAUAGGGCUGAGGGCGGGGUGUAGGGUCUGGGGAUAGGUGAGGCUGGGUGGGGCUGGUAGGUGGGGUGGGGGUGGCGGGUAGGGCUGAGGGUGGGGUGUGGGGCUGGGGAUAGGGCUGAGGGCAGGGUGUGGGCUGGGGAUAGGGCUGAGGGCUGGGGUGUAGGUCUGGGGAUAGAGCUGAGGGCUGGGUGUGGGGCUGGGGAUAGGCUGAGGGCUGGGGGUGUAGGUCUGGGAUAGAGCUGAGGGUGGGGGUGUGGGCUGGGGAUAGGCUGAGGGCUGGGGUGUGGGGCUGGGGAUAGGGCUGAGGGCUGGGGUGUGGGGCUGGGGAUAGGGCUGAGGGCUGGGGUGUGGGGCUGGGGAUAGGGCUGAGGGCUGGGGUGUGGGGGCUGGGGAUAGGGAUGGGGUGUGGGGCUGGGGAUGGGCUGAGGGCUGGGGUGGGGCUGGGGAUGGGCUGAGGGCUGGGUGGGGUGGUCUGAAGAACCAGGGUGGCUAGACUGAUAACACUGCCUCCUUAGAGUUAGGUGCUUACACACCUAGCUGUAUUAAAUGCGUUCCAAAUGAUCUGUGCAGUGGUGCAAUCUUAAACCAGGUGUCUGGAAUCCAUGGUCCUCUAUUAACACCAGGUAGACUGGAAUCCAUGCUCCCUCUAUCUUUAACACCAGUGUCUAGACUGAAUCCAUGCUCCCUCAUAUCUUUAACACCAGUGUCUAGACUGAAUCCAUGCUCCCUCUAUCUUUAACACCAGUGUCUAGACUGAAAUCAUGUCCUCUCUAUCUUAACACCAGUGUCUAGACUGAAUCCAUGCUCCCUCUAUCUUUAACACCAGUGUCUAGACUGAAUCCAUGCUCCCUCUCUAUCUUUAACACCAGUGUCUAGACUGAAUCCAUGCUCCCUCUCUAUCUUUAACACCAGUGUCUAGACUGAAUCCAUGCUCCCUCUGUCUUUAACACCAGUGUCUAGACUGAAUCCGUGCUCCCUCUGUCUUUAACACCAGUGUCUAGACUGAAUCCAUGCUCCCUCUCUAUCUUACACCAGUGUCUGAAUCCAUGCUCCCUCUAUCUUUAACACCAGUGUCUAGACUGAAUCCAUGCUCCCUCUCUAUCUUUAACACCAGUGUCUAGACUGAAUCCAUGCUCCCUCUCUAUCUUUAACACCAGUGUCUGAAUCCGUGCUCCCUCUCUAUCUUUAACACCAGUGUCUAGACUGAAUCCAUGCUCCCUCUAUCUUUAACACCAGUGUCUAGACUGAAUCCAUGCUCCCUCGAUCUUCCAUUCUCUCUCUUUCUCUCUCUCACUCUCACUCUCUCUUUCCCUUUCCCUCUCUCUCUCCCCCCCCCCCCCUCUCAGACGGAGAAGUUCUCUGGGGCGGUCUCUCCCCAGUCCCAGGACAGCCCCUCCCCUGUCUCCAGGCCUGCAGAUUCAGAGCCAGCCCAGGAGGAGCACGAGAACAUGAAGAACAUGCUCAUCACCUCCAGCAGUACCGACCACCAGGGCAACCUGCGCCGCAACCGGGGAUACCGC